Messenger RNA from Arachis ipaensis, 976 nucleotides. The record is from RefSeq and is a predicted model, not a curated record. Lineage: Eukaryota; Viridiplantae; Streptophyta; Magnoliopsida; Fabales; Fabaceae.
AAUGGGAUUUGAGAGCUACGUGGUGGUUCACAACAUUGCCAAAAGGCACAACGUUGGCACGCUUGCUCGAAGCGCCACUGCCUUCGGUGUUUCGGAGCUCAUCCUAGUCGGUCGCCGUGAUUUCAACUCCUUCGGCAGCCAUGGCUCCGAGAAAGACUUCGAUAUUUGUGGAGUGGAGAUCACCGAGAAUGCCAUGCCCGUGAACCAGCAUCCUUUCAAAAAAAGCACGGCUUUCCUACUCGGCAACGAGGGUACAGGCCUUUCUGCUAAAGAAUGUGAGAUAUGUGACUUCUUUGUAUAUAUCCCACAAUAUGGAGGUGGCACUGCUUCUUUGAAUGUUACUGUUGCUGCUUCAAUUGUUCUGCAUCAUUUUGGAGUCUGGGCAGGUUUUGGAGAGAGAUCUCGUGAUGGGAACAAAUUUGUUGUGGCUGAGAGACCUGUAAAGCAGGUUCGACGAAAUUUCUGCACUGAAACAGAAGAUGAUAUCGUUGAAGAACGUAAAGCUAGAAGAGAAAAUGCUGCCAAUGGUUUCUUUGAUGAGAACGAAAACAACAAUUCAUCUUCAAACAUGCUUGAUGCAUUAUUUGUUGAUGGCUGACAAAUUGGUAACAAUGAUCUUUCCUCUUUGGGAUUUAGAUGCUUCAGUUGUGGCAGAGCUGAACCGGCACCUUACUCGUGUGUGUGGAUUCAAGGAACUGACUGUUCGCUGCUACCAUUGAAAGGUAGCUUGAUAUUUGGGACUCUCAGAAAAACAGAAAAGCCAUUAGCUGGGGAAGGUUUCUACGGCAUUAGUUAUACAUUGUGUACUAAUUUUAUGGUGUGUCUGCUGUAACUUCCUCUGGUUACAGGGCAAUACUUAACAGUAAAACCACUGUUUCACAUUUUAUUUAGAAAUCAUAAAUGAUUGUUUUGUCCUAUUUUACCAAACAGUAAUAAAUAAUCAAAAUUGAGACCGGGGGCAUGUUAGCAAUUAGUA